CAGCUCAGACACAUUCCGCAGCGCUCCGCGCGGUGCGAGCCCCAGGAGCCGCGCGCCACCGGCCGGGGCCUAAGCAGCAAGAGGGAGCGCGCGGCGGACACGCGCAGCAGUAGGAAGAUGGCUAGAAGUUGAAACGCUAGUAGUGUUCCCUUGUGCAGUGCAGAAGAAUGAGCCAACAGUGGGAAAGAGUACACUAUAUUCUGAUUGGAUACAUUUGAAGAGGAUAAUUUUAGUCUUGUGGCAUGCUUCAGCAGGAACCAUACUAAAAACGAAGAUGGCUGGCUGUGGUGAAAUUGAUCACUCGAUCAACAUGCUUCCCACUAAUAGGAAGACAAAUGAGUCAUGUUCCAAUACAACACCUUCCCUGACAGUCCCUGAAUGUGCUAUCUGUCUGCAAACGUGUGUCCACCCAGUGAGUCUGCCUUGUAAACAUGUUUUCUGCUAUCUGUGUGUGAAGGGAGCUUCCUGGCUUGGAAAACGAUGUGCACUGUGUCGGCAGGAGAUUCCUGAGGACUUUCUUGACAAGCCAACCUUACUAUCGCCAGAGGAACUCAAAGUGGCGAGCAGAGGCAAUGGGGAAUAUGCUUGGUACUAUGAAGGUAGAAAUGGUUGGUGGCAAUAUGAUGAACGUACCAGUAGGGAGCUGGAAGAUGCCUUUUCCAAAGGUAAAAAGAGUACUGAAAUGUUAAUUGCUGGGUUUUUGUAUGUAGCAGAUCUCGAAAACAUGGUUCAGUAUAGGAGAAAUGAGCAUGGACGUCGCAGGAAAAUAAAACGGGACAUAAUAGAUAUACCAAAGAAGGGAGUGGCCGGGCUUAGGUUGGACUGUGAUUCUAACACUGUCAAUCUAGGAAGAGAGAGCUCUGCUGAUGGCGCAGACAGUACAUCGGCUCUGGGGGCUGCUGCUGCGCAGCCUCUAGCAUCCGUUUCUGCUAGACCCCUAACUUCACUAGAUGGUCAGCUGACGAGUCCUGCAACGCCAUCACCUGAUGCAAGCACUUCUUUAGAGAACUCUUUUGCCCACUUACAAAUAAACGGAGACAACAUGGCUGAAAGAAGUCAUAGGGGAGAGGGAGAGGAAGACCAUGAGCCAUCGUCUUCUGGUAGGGUGCCAGCCCCUGAUACCUCCGUUGAGGAAACCGAAUCGGAUGAUAGCAGCGAUAGUGAGGAUGUGUAUGCUCAACUUCAGCAACACACGUCCUCUGCCCAGCAAAGACACUUGAAUGCGAAUGCAAACCAAUCAGUAAUAGAGAGACCAGUGGCAGGGGGUGGGGCAGUAAGCACCAGUGUAAGAUCUAGAAGGCCUGAUGGACAGUGCACGGUAACUGAAGUUUAAAUUUAGAGCCAUGUGUUUUAAAAACUCAGUCCAGUAUCUGUAAAUUUUCUGUCCAUGCUGGCAUUGCACUCAAACCUAGCAGUGUAUUUGAAGUGGGAGGGGGGGAAAGGGGAGAAACAGAUUUGGCCUGUUAACUUAAAUUCUCAACAUGUCUCAGCUGGAAGACUCUUUAACUGUAAGAAACUGGGGUGUCUUGUUAAUGGUUUGAAAGCUACUUAGCAAUACCCAGUUUUCUUGAAAAUGUCUUUUGUGUUUAUUUUGUAGCAUUUUACCCCGUGGAGAUACUCAGUCCCUUUUUGGCCAAUGUAUAUCCACUGUACAACUCAGAUUGUCUUCAUUAUAUGACUGUUGCAUUAAGUGUCUUACUACUUUCUGCAUGGAUUGAUAUAUGAAAAGAACACUAAAGCAAUGUGGGAACAGACAAGAUAUUGGGUAUGAGCAGGAUGCUUAAUUUAAUGUGAGAAAAUAUAUGUGAGUUUGGAGUUAAGAUGUGUUUUAUUAGACAAAGAAAUCAUUUUUAUCUUCAUGCAAUGGAAAUGUAAAAAUGCUAUUAACUUUUGUUGAAAAUUCUUAUCUGUACACACUUCAUGGCGUUUUCAUUGGCUUUGCUGUCUAGUCCUUGUAGUUUGUUUUUGAGGUCUUUGUUGAUCUGUCUUGUUUUUGUUACAAAAUUUAUAAUUUAAUAAAAACUACACUUUAACAAUC
Messenger RNA from Terrapene triunguis (Three-toed box turtle), 2038 nucleotides. RefSeq names its product ring finger protein 146 (gene RNF146). Lineage: Eukaryota; Metazoa; Chordata; Testudines; Emydidae. Bases 275 to 1333 code for a protein of 352 amino acids. Gene Ontology annotation, cellular component: cytoplasm; nucleus. The record is from RefSeq and is a predicted model, not a curated record. Gene Ontology annotation, biological process: ubiquitin-dependent protein catabolic process; Wnt signaling pathway. Gene Ontology annotation, molecular function: zinc ion binding; poly-ADP-D-ribose binding; ubiquitin protein ligase activity. The transcript has 3 exons.